Messenger RNA from Nannospalax galili (Upper Galilee mountains blind mole rat), 339 nucleotides. Its product is annotated as small integral membrane protein 15-like. The record is from RefSeq and is a predicted model, not a curated record. Bases 1 to 339 code for a protein of 112 amino acids. The transcript has 2 exons. NCBI's taxonomy places the organism in Eukaryota, Metazoa, Chordata, Mammalia, Rodentia, Spalacidae.
AUGCUGGACAUAAAGGCUUGGGCUGAGAAUGCUGUGGAAUGGGCUGCCAAGGACCGGUGUGGCUUCCUUACCACCAUUGUUUUGGUUCUCACGCCACUGUUCCUAGCUAGUGGUCUUCUGUCCUGGAAAUUGGCCAAGAUGAUUGAAGCCAGGGAGAAAGAGCAGAAGAAACAAAAGCAUCAAGAAAAUAUUGCAAAACUUAAACCACUAAAAAAGAUUGAAGAGCCAGAACACCACUUACUGGGCACCAUAAUUUUUGUACUUCUGAAAGCUGUCAUUUUCUUAAAGGAGUUAGGAAAAGUAACAUCAUCUAAAGAUUGCAGUGAAGAUGCCAAGUGA